CCGAGAGAUUCUACGAUGACUUAUUGUUUAAGUAAAUACUACUUCACCGAUGCGCUUCUCAACAAGCAGUUGCAUGGCCAUCUCGGAGCUAGGGGAAAGGAAAAACGGAAGAAGAAGAAGAACCUCAUAGAAUUUAUGGUUUUGUUGGCAAUACUGGAUAUUCGGAGUUUGUUUCUAGUUUGAGCCAUUUUGCGAGCGUUUUGACAUGUCUAAUCCGAAGGCAAGUCAAGGAGAGAGUGAUAAAAAGAGAAGUCUUCCUUCUUGGAUGAGUUCAAGAGCGAAUGGGAGUAAAUCUAGUGGAAAGAAGCCAACUAGCUCUGGUAAAAAUGAGGAAAGUGAAGAAAUUAAAGACAAUAGUCCUUCCAAGGAAACCAUCAGUGGCAGAAAAUUUGGGGCCUCUUCUUCAAAGAACUUUUCCAAACUUUUGGAGGGAGUAGUAUUUGUUUUGUCAGGGUUUGUUAAUCCAGAGCGUGCAACCUUGCGGUCUCAAGCUAUGGAAAUGGGAGCAGAUUAUAGACCAGACUGGAGUUCAGAGUGCACACUCUUGGUUUGUGCAUAUUCAAAUACUCCAAAGUUUCGACAGGUUGAGGCAGAUUGUGGAACAAUUGUUAAGAAGGAAUGGAUAUUAGACUGUUACAGCCAGAAGAAGCUUGUUGAUAUUGAUACUUACAUGAUGCAUGCUGGGAAACCCUGGCGCAAAAACAAUCCCUCUAUUGAAAAUAGCCAUGAUCAAAAGCCAACUCCACCUAGAAAAUCUGGGAAACAAGUUGAAAAGGGAUCAUAUUCAAAGCCAGCCUCUGCUUCCUCAAAGAGUAUAUCUUCUAAUUCUGCUAAAGAGCAAUUCUCCGCUUCGAAAGUUAAGGAAUGGGCUAUUGAUGAUCUGAAGAGAACCAUCUCAUGGCUGGAGAAUCAGGAGGAAAAGCCUGAGCCUAGUGAAAUAAAAGAAAUAGCUGCUGGAGGGAUCAUAAUUUGUUUACAAGAUGCCAUAGAUGCCCUUGAACAGAAUCAGGACGUCCGACAAAUAGCCGAACAAUGGAAUGUUGUUCCUCAUGCAGUUGAGGAGCUGAUAAAGCUUGUAGAUGCUACCUCUCUUUCAAAGGAAGAUCUCUGUGAACAGGCUAAGGCAUGCAAACAAAUGUACGAUGCGGAACUUACUGGAGUCGAUGAUGAUCCUAAGCAGAAGAAGAAAAGGCUGAAGACUGAUGAAAAUGUGAGGGACAGCAAUAGCAGAUCCAAUGUCGUCUCUGGGGUUGCAGCAGACUAUGACAGCGACAAAACAAUUGAAAUGACGGAGGAGGACAUUGACUUUGCUUAUAAUAAUGUUGCCUCUACUAUUUGCAAACCAUAAAUGAUUUCUCGUGUAAUCUUUAUGUAAGAAUUGCUAUUUUAGCAGUUUUUUCCUUCC
Manihot esculenta (cassava) is the source of this 1405-nucleotide messenger RNA. RefSeq names its product DNA-repair protein XRCC1. Gene Ontology annotation, molecular function: damaged DNA binding. The record is from RefSeq and is a predicted model, not a curated record. NCBI's taxonomy places the organism in Eukaryota, Viridiplantae, Streptophyta, Magnoliopsida, Malpighiales, Euphorbiaceae. Gene Ontology annotation, biological process: single strand break repair; double-strand break repair via nonhomologous end joining; base-excision repair. Bases 206 to 1348 code for a protein of 380 amino acids. The transcript is spliced from 8 exons.